GGGCUGUCAGGCAAAUCCCGUCCCGAUCCCGUCCGGUCGAGCCGACAUGGACCGGAUACUGAACCAGAUCCUCGACGCGUGCGGUCUGGCCGACGAACUCGACCGCUCCCUCCGCAACUCCGCUGGCGCCGCAGACCUUGGCUAUCUCCUUGCCUCCUGCGAGGACGCCGCCGCCGCCUUCCAAAGGGCCACCGCCGAGCUGCGCGACCUCAUGACCGAGCCUUCCGCCGCCGUGCCGGCGGUGGGGGAGUUGGCGUUGGAGUGUGGAGCGCUGCCGUUACGGACGGGCGACGCCGGGUCGUCGUCGCGGAAGAGGAAAGAGGGGACUAGAACGCUAAUAGUGCCGGCGACGAGAACUGGGAACCCGGACAACCCACCGGACGAUGGGUACACGUGGCGGAAGUACGGCCAAAAGGACAUCCUCAAUUCGAGAUUUCCUAGGAGUUACUACCGUUGCACGCACAAGAGUUUCCACGGUUGCCCAGCAAAGAAGCAAGUGCAGCGACUCCACAACGAUCCCUCCGUCUUCGAAGUCACCUACCGCGGCACGCACACGUGUCAAUCAUCCCCCACCCCGCUCCUCAUGACGGCCGACAUAGGCGGGGAUGGCCCUUCGGCGACGGCGCCCCUUCUGCAUCUCGAAGUCAUGCAGCCCGCGGUGGCGGGGGGUCAAGUCCCUGACUGGCCGGGGAGGACCCGUAGCCUCCUCGGCGAUGGCCGGCAGGGCGGAGGCAGAGACACCGACGUGUCGGUGGCGGAGCUCGCCGACGCCAUGUUCAAUUCCGGCAGCAGCAGCGGUGGCAUGGACGUCAUCUUUACGGCGAGGCUGAAUUAACUAAUGAUGAAAGUUUUAGGAGUUAAUCAAUUAUAAUUUUGGUUCCAAUUAAUAUUUUCAAAAUAAUCUAUCUCCAUUUCGUUGGCAAUGGAGGACAGAUUUGCAAAUACUGAAAGUGUAAGGGUAAAACAAGAAAUUGCAGAAAUUUAAAUUGUUAAUUCCUUUUCGCGCCUA
Molecule: messenger RNA, 1009 nt
Organism: Zingiber officinale
Lineage: Eukaryota; Viridiplantae; Streptophyta; Magnoliopsida; Zingiberales; Zingiberaceae
Product: WRKY transcription factor 55-like
Exons: 3
Coding region: 47-835 (262 amino acids)
Biological process (GO): regulation of DNA-templated transcription
Molecular function (GO): DNA-binding transcription factor activity; sequence-specific DNA binding
Source: RefSeq, a predicted model, not a curated record